AUGGCGAAAGCUCAGAACAAGCCACGUAGCGACAAGAAACGCGCGCCGAGACGCACCGACAUUAUCCUCUCCAUACUGAACAUCUCUCGGGGACCAGCGGCCAGUCAGGUUCGCCGAGAUCGUCCGCCUACCUCGACCUGGACUUCGCACCCCCCGCAACCCCCCGCAUCCAGGCCGCUCCGCUUCCUCCUCAUGCCUACCGCGUUCGCAUGGUCCGCGAAUCGCUUUGAUUCGUGGAUGGAUACCUUCGACCUGGGGGGAGUCGAGUCGACGAGUCCAGAUGCUGUGAUCAUCGUGCCCUCACCCGACCUCUCGUCUACCACCUCUCUCCCGGCGCUCGCGCCGUCGUUUCCUUCGAUCGACCAGCCAGGUGCCCGUGAGGAUGCGUCAUCCUCGGGUAUGUAUGCGUACAUCGAGGUGUACGAUCGCCCUUCGCCGAAUUCUGCCCGCACCGCCCUCGACCAAUAUCUCUCCUCACUCCUCCGCUCGCCAACUCCCCGCAGCUGGUCGGAGUCCUAUGCUCCCUCUGCGUAUUACGUGGACAGUGCACCGCCAGUAGAAAACACUCUAGGCUUCUCUCCUCCCCUCGCACACCUGGUCCCCUCCGUCACAAACACCCGCGAAUCCACCGUUGUCGACGACUACAGCUCGGACGACGCCUCCACCUCUCCUCGCUUGAUUGGCGACAUGCUCACAUUCCCCGACCAUCCCGACCUCAUCGGCCAGAACCCCGCAAGUUCUCCCCGCCUCAGUCCUCUCGACAUCAACAGCGGCCCCUCGUCGUCCACAGGAUACUCGGCCAAUGAGUAUCCUUUGAUUGGCUUAUCCUUAGACAUCCCGGCGACUUCAAUGCCGUCAACGCCGACGAUCCUUGCCACGGACUCUACUACAUGGGACCAGACCACCACGUACUCCCCGUCUUCGCUCUCGGAUGAUUCAGUGGACGACUCGGAGUCUCUGUCUAGCUUAGAGGCCGAUCAAUGGCUCUCAUUCAGCGACCUCUGUCGAGAGGCUACAGAGGACAGCUCUACGUACGCUCCCUCACGAAGCAAGUGGGAGUGUUUUGCGCAAGACGUCCCGGACGACAGUCACUCAUCGUCUACAUGA
Messenger RNA from Trametes versicolor FP-101664 SS1, 1107 nucleotides. RefSeq lists its product as uncharacterized. Lineage: Eukaryota; Fungi; Basidiomycota; Agaricomycetes; Polyporales; Polyporaceae. The transcript has 4 exons. The coding region runs from base 1 to 1107 and encodes 368 amino acids. The record is from RefSeq and is a predicted model, not a curated record.